AACAGUGAGGAGAGGACGCGCCCAGAAUCGCUCCGCAGAGAGGCCUGCGUUUUAGCUUCGAUCUCGCGCCCUCUUGUUUUUUCUUUCAUUUAUAUUAUUCGUGUUUAUUUUGAUACUUUGUUGCGAGUUUGUAAUAAUCGAGGUUUUGGUAUAUAUUUGUUCUGAAGAAAUCAGUAAGCGGUAUUUGCGUGCGAUAUAUGUAUGUAUUUUGUUUCAAUUUUUUUCGGAAAUUUGUCAAAGUAACUGAGCGAAAUUUGAAUUUUCGUCGAUAUUUCAAAAUUCUUCAAGAUAAACAAAAGGUAGUUGAUACCAACGUACCUCGACGAACGGCAACAUAAACAACAAAAGGAAUAAAGCUAAAUAGGCCUAAAGAAAAAACCCUCGGGGAAGAUAUAUAUAAAAAAGGAACAUUAAAAAAAUAUAUAAUAAUAUAUACAAAAAGACGCACAAGAGGAAUACAAAAGAGAAAACGAAACACAAGAGAACCGAGACAGAAGACGAAAAGGCAAACGCCCUUCAACACCUUGAAAUAAACCCCCCCAAAAACCCAUCAAACUGGCGCAGGAAAAGUACUUAGAGAAGCCGGACAUGUCGAACAAGGUGGUCGAGAUGCUGCAGUCCAGAUUGAGGCUCAGGAACCCCAUGUUUCGAGAAUUUCUGGCGGAAUUUCUCGGCACCUUCAUCCUGGUGAUCUUCGGCGACGGUUCCGUAGCGCAGAAGGUCCUAACCAACAACGCCAACGGGGACUUCUUCUCGGUCAACUGGGGCUGGGGAGUGGCCGUGACCUUGGGCGUCCUCGUGUCAGGAGGGGUCAGCGGAGGUCACAUCAACCCCGCCGUGACCGUGGCCAUGGCUGUGUGGGGCAAGCAUCCCUGGGUCAAAGUGCCGGUGUUUGUUAUUGCCCAGUACCUCGGGGCAUUCCUGGCGUCGUCGGUGCUCUACGCAGUUUACUUGAACGCCUUGGACGCCUUCGAGGCGGAGCGCACCCUGGCGACGGCGGGCAUCUUCGCCACGUACCCCGGGGCGAUGACGGCUGCCAACGGGACGGUCGUGACGGACUUCCUUUCGAAUGGCAACGGAAUGGGCGAUCAGGUGGUGGGCACGAUGCUGCUGCUGAUCUGCGUGUGCGCCAUCACGGACCCGCGCAACAUGGAGGUCCCUAAGGCGCUGAUUCCUCUCUUCGUGGGUUUCACCGUCCUCAACAUCGGCGUGUGCUUCGGCUUCAACUGCGGCUAUGCUCUCAACCCCGCCAGGGAUCUCGCCCCGCGCUUCUUCACGCUCAUCGCGGGCUGGGGCGAGCAGACCUUCACCGCUGCCACCUUCGAAGGCAUCGCCUGGUGGUGGGUGCCCCUCCUGGCUCCCCACAUCGGCGCCGUGAUAGGCGUGGGCGUCUACCUCCUCCUGGUCGAGCUGCACCACCCAGAGGCCCAGGAGUUCUCCCUCCCACACGUCCACCCGUCCCAGGAUACUGUGGCUAAUUACAGUGUAGUCCCACUCCAGCCAAUGGGAAAUUCAAGGUUGCUCCAAGAACAGGACUCAAAGACUGUGGAACUCGAGAGCGACUAAGGAGGAGUAAUAUCACGGACUUGUGUAACACUUUCAUCACAUCAUCACAAACAGCCUCGUCCAAAUUCUGAGGAUUCGACCACGCCCACGUACUAGCGCCGGUGCCACGCCCCUUCCUCGCAGUGUGCCACGCCUCCCCCCUUCCCUACCAACCGCGCACCUGCAGCACCUGUUCUCACACCUGUCAAGAGGGAAAGGAACCGUGUCACGUGACCUUGUAAUGUGCCACGUGGACAGUGUGAAAAUUAUUCUCUGAAUUAUUGAUACUGUUAUUGUUAUCAUUAUUAUUAUUGAUAUUAUUAUCACUAUUAUUAUUUUAUUUUUAUUAUUACAACUACUGUUAUCUUUAUCAUUAUCAAUGUUAUCGUUUUCAUCAUUAUUAUUAUUAACAGUAAUAUUAUUACAUAUUAAUAUUAAUAUAAUUAUUCACAAGGGAAUUCCGUCAUGAUUCUCCAACACAGGCGUUCUGGCCGCGAAGGCAAGGGUCGGCACACUAUGUACUGUACGCUACGUUUAUGUUAUUUCGCGCACAUUAUUAUAGUUGUUUAAGUUUAUAAGAAUGAUUUCCGAAUACACACUUCUCCAGGUGUUCGUUGCUUGGGAAAACCUGUAUGCAUUCCCUCCUUUUGAGUUUAAGUAAAGAAAAAGUUUAUUUGAUAUAUUAUAUAUGAGAUGAAUUUACAGUGUAUAUAUCCGUAUACACAUACAUACCUAUGU
Molecule: messenger RNA, 2283 nt
Organism: Penaeus indicus
Lineage: Eukaryota; Metazoa; Arthropoda; Malacostraca; Decapoda; Penaeidae
Product: aquaporin-7-like
Exons: 8
Coding region: 589-1566 (325 amino acids)
Biological process (GO): water transport; glycerol transmembrane transport
Cellular component (GO): basolateral plasma membrane; plasma membrane
Molecular function (GO): water channel activity; glycerol channel activity
Source: RefSeq, a predicted model, not a curated record